CUCCAUCCUUUCCUUCUCUCCUUUCCUUCUUCCCUUGUUGUAUUCACAUUCAGGCGGCAUCGUCCACCUCCGACGAGUGCGUGAGAACAGCAGCCGCAAGUCGUCGUCAACCUCUCCUCCAAUUCUCCACAACAUGCCGUAUUAUUUUUUUUCAGAGUACUUUGAACAGUACUUGAAGGCGCAGCGGCUAGAGCAAGAGAAGACCAGACUGUCCAACGAGAAGCGUGAUCUGGAGAGGCGGCUGGCGGAGAAGACGAGGUCCGCUCAGGCGUCCUCAACCCAGGUCUCCGCGCUGGAGCACAAGGUGCGGGAGCUGGAGCGCCAGAACACCGGGCUCUCCGGCGACCUGGCGAAGCAAAGGGAGGACACGAAGAAGGCCGGUCUGCUGUUCAUGGACGCCGCCGACAGGUGCGAACAAGUCGCGAGGAAGCAGAUAAUGGCAGGGGCGGCGGAGCUGGAGAACGCGAGGAAGGCGAGCCUGCUUCUCAUGGACGCCGCCGACACGUACCAAGACGCGGCGAAGAAGCAGACGAGGGCGAAGGAGGAGGAGCUUGAGGACGCGAGGAGGGCGGUUGCGGUGCUGAUGAGCGCUGCGGAUGCGUACCAGCAGGAGGCGAAGAAGCAGAUCAAGGAGAAGGUGGAGGAGCUCAAGAUCCUCGGGGCUCAGAAGGCGGAGAUGGAUGCGAGGGCAGCAGCUUUGGAGUCGGAGCUCGAUGCAGCUCUGUCGAAGAAUCAGGAAUUGGAGGUCGAUCGUGACAAGGUGAAGGUUGAGAAUGGUGGUCUGCGGUCAGAGGUCGAGAGGCUCAUGAUGGAGUUGGGUGCGUUGGUAGAGGUCAGGGAGGCAGCUGCAAAGGCAUUUGACGAUGAGAAGACAGAAAUCAUGAAGGAAUUGGGAGACCUUAAAACGAAAGUCGAGGAAAUUCAAGCCAGCAAGGAUUUGAUGAAGGGUGAAAACGAUAAGCUUCAGUCAGAGGUUAGAACAAACAAGCCUUAGUCUAAAGGUGCUAAUUAUUCCAACACAUCGGAGACGGUUCAUCAGUUACUGACGAACCUAGCCAAUACCCCCAAGAAAAACUGGCGGCAAGGAUUGAGAUUCCUCAUCAUAAACUCACUUGUUGGGAAAGUUCAGGCAAUUUUCCUGCUGGUACAUUUUUCUUUCCUUUUUUUUAAAAAGAAAGCAACUUCUGCCUGCAGAAAUUUGCAUAUUCUGUUUACAAGUCCAGUUAACCACUGGAAGGAGCUUACCUGAUGUCAGAACUGAAGAGACCUUGUAAUGGUAAAUGAGUGUCACCAACUGACUGCUCAGCUACAUUAUUUAGAAUCCAAAGC
This is a messenger RNA of Panicum hallii, 1329 nucleotides long. Its product is annotated as tropomyosin-1-like. Bases 134 to 994 code for a protein of 286 amino acids. NCBI's taxonomy places the organism in Eukaryota, Viridiplantae, Streptophyta, Magnoliopsida, Poales, Poaceae. The record is from RefSeq and is a predicted model, not a curated record. The transcript is spliced from 2 exons.